GUUGAGCGGAGGGCACCAAUGAGUAGAGAACACACGACAUUGACUAAUUUUGAUUCUCUACCACACCGAUGUAUCUCAACAUCAACUUUUGCAGUGUUGAAACGGCAGCCUGAAGCCUGACCUGGCACUAGUGGCAGGUUUUGUCGAAGCGGGUAGCCAACAUUAAGGAUGAGGCACGAGAAAUGGAAGGACAAAGGACCGAGUUCAUCCAGUAGAAGAGCUCGCGGAGCAUCGUCACAGUUUCUUGUUCCAUCGCCAUCGCCGUCAACGACUCUGCGUGCUGUUUUCCUUUUGCUUGCUACAGGAGAACGAUGCGCAGCGACGAGUACAACGUCAGAAGAGGUCGGUAGCCCAGCAUUUACGCAACUCUACUCCCAUGUUGAUGAAUAUGGAAGCGUCAGGUUUGAAAUCGUCAAAGUUGAAAUAGAAAUAGUUUGUCACGCAUAAAAUGCAGCCCACAAAGUGCCUGUCUUGCAGGGUAGGCAAGUGACGCAGAUUGUAAGCCUGUUGAGGGGUAGACACUGAGCUGCUAAAGUAGCAUGACAAAAGGCGUCUUCCUUACCCAAACAGCAUGACAAACUGGAUUUCGGCUCUACCCAAAUUUGUCAUGCGCCACUUCGAAACUGGGUCACCACGUUCAUCCAUUUUAUGCAUUACAAGUUACUUUCAACUCUGACGAUUUCAAUCCUGACGAUUUCAAUCCUGACGUUUGCAUAAUGAAGAAAACGGAUCCCAGGAUGACAAUUUUCAGCGAAAACUUCUGGUGUGUAAUGCCGUCGACCCAGGAGCGACUCCUCAUUACGCAGGAGCAACGCCCGACAGUUCGGUAGGGAAAAAGCACCAGGAGGACGGGGAUUCUGGCGAGCUUUUUCUGGAGAAGAACCAUAAGCGCACGAAAUCCAACCAGCCACUGCAGUUCCGCGAGUGCCGCUUUAUUAGCGGAAAAAUCAAGCCGAAAGAUGAGAUCGGGUUCACGUGGUGGAGAACGGCGCCAGUCGACACCGGGGGAGAAAAGAUAACUGAUGUUGUUGUACCAGCGCGCGGCAGAACCACUGAUCCGGGGAGGAGUUCUUUUCGUGAAAUAUACACAACAACAAAUAACGAUCAUGAUCGUACAACUGGUACCUCCUCAUUCGGCACCUUCGAGAUUAGCGAGCAGCUUCCGCAGCAAGAUUCGGUAUUGCUGCUGAUCGUCCAGAAGAGCGUCGUCAGUGGCGUUUUGGACUUCCAAUCCUUCGCUUUUGGGUCUACCGACGAGUACACGAAGGAAGCCCAAGUCGCGUUUCUGAACGCGGCGGGGGAUCGUGGUCUGCUUUCGACCGAAUUGCGGAACGAAGUAGACGACGACGAACGAAGUGGACGCCCGGACGGCACACCUCGUACUAGCCUCCACGGGCCCGACGGUGCACCAGGUGCCAGAGUAUCAAAUCAGAUCUUGCUCUCAGACUUAAAAACGAAAGGGAAGCUGACCCGGCAGGAAUCCGUGUCGUUCAACAAGGUGUAUGCCGUCCACCCGGGCGAUUACGAGCUGCAAUUGAAGGAGCCGCGGUUUGGAAGUGGUGGAGGAGCAGCAAGAUCGGCUUCCAGGAGUGCUGGUAGCAACGUCGGAGAUGUUGAAAGUAGAAGAGCACCCGGACGAUCUUCUGAUCCUCGUGAUACAGCACGACACUCUUCGCAUUCAACUCCAACGACGAAGUUACGCCUUUCCGCCGGGAAGGAUUAUGUCGUAUUCAAGACGGGAUAUGGCGAAACCGCGCGGCUCACUGUUUUCCCAGAUGAGUACAAGCUGGAUCUUCUCUCGACUGGUUUCCUGUUUGGCAAAUCAACCGACGGGAGCGGAAAGAACACGGCCCCUCCCUUUCUGCAACUCCUCAUCGCGAUUGCGUACUGCGGGCCGAUUUGUGCGCUCCUGUAUUGGAUGGUUGACAGAACACAGUUGUGGUGGCAACUGCGCAGUCUGAGAGAAAAGCGCAAAAAAGACGAGGGGAUGGAUGUGGGGAUCGAGAAGUUUCACGACAAGCUGCACAAUGAACCCUUGCGUGCGGGGGAACAAAUAAAUGUUGCCGUUGCUGGCUUGACUCAUACGAAGAAACCGAUCGAUGAGGUGUGAGCUGUUGCACCACCGCUGUGCGCCGGGAGAUUGUAAGCUUGCAAAAUGAAUACGAAUAGGAAUAUGAAAUAAGUUUCAAAAAGAGAAGCUGCGGAAUGGUUUGAAUAGAGUCGUCGUUGUUUCAAGAAACAGAAACAAAAGCGCAGCAUUUUUGAGUAGGUUCAGCUUAGAUAUAACAGUUUCAGUAGUUUCAGCAGUAUCACUCUUUCUGGGACAGGCUACAAGGAAGUGUUGUACAAAAUGGGCUUCUACUGCAGCCUCCAUUGCUGUUUAGUCGAUCCUUCUUCCCGGUGUUGGCCAUGGUUCCUGCUUGUAGCCGCGCUACUGCGGACGUUGUUUCGAAGCGAUGCUGUCUAUCGUGUGACCACUUUUUU
Molecule: messenger RNA, 2484 nt
Organism: Amoebophrya sp. A120
Lineage: Eukaryota; Dinophyceae; Syndiniales; Amoebophryaceae
Source: the annotation of a GenBank genome assembly